Molecule: messenger RNA, 735 nt
Organism: Dermatophagoides pteronyssinus (European house dust mite)
Lineage: Eukaryota; Metazoa; Arthropoda; Arachnida; Sarcoptiformes; Pyroglyphidae
Source: RefSeq, a predicted model, not a curated record
AAAUCAAAAAUUAAUGAUUUUCUAAUCAGAUAUUGGCAUUAUGAUGAUAAUGAAUUAUCAUUUGAAUUUCGAUAUUAUUUGGCUCAAUAUUAUCGAAAAACUCGUUUUAUUGCUACUAUUUCUUAUCGAUUUUUCACCAUCGGAGCAUUAGUUAUUUAUUUUAUUUUCAGUCAUUUCACAUAUUAUUUAUAUGAAUGUUCUCAGAUUAAUUUGAUUCAAUUUAUAUUAUCAGAAAUAUUUUUCUUUUUAUUAAUUUGUCAAUCAAUUUUUCUAAUUGGUGAAUCAUUAAUGAUGUUAAUCAUUCGUAAACGAAAAUUAUUCUGGUAUCGAUUCCAUUCCGAUUAUGUCUAUCUCUAUAGUGAAACUGAAAAAUUUAAUUCAAUACUUCGAUAUAUAUUAUUUAUUAUUGAAUUAAUGUCUAAAUCUUUAAUUAUAAUUUGUUUAUUAUAUUAUAGUCAUCAAUUAAAAAUGCAUAUACAAAAUACUAUCGUCAUACUAAUAAUCAUAGCAAUGUUCUUUUUGAUAAAUAUUCUUAAUUUUCGUAUAGCUCAAAUACCAUCAUAUAAUCGUAUUUGUUGGUUAUCAAUACAUCGUUGGAUUGCUCGAUCACAAUGGUUAAAUUUGCAACGAAAACAAUUUAUCAAUAGAUUGCCCCUACGAUAUUCACUUAAGUCACGUCUAUUUUUACAAUCGAUGACCAACAAUCAAUUUGGUUUUACUUGUGGUCCAACCUAA